UGGGCCAUCUUCAUUCAUAUUGUGACUCUUUUUAAUUUAAUGAAGAAGGAAGAGAAGAAGAAGUUGUUCAAGUCAUUGUUUCGUCCGUACAAUGGCAUGCAUGAUGAAGCUGGGAUCUAAGUCUGAAGUUUUUCGCCUUCAUGGUGAAACAUGGUUUUGCUCAACAGGGCUUCCUAGUGAUGUCACUGUUGAAGUUGGGCAAAUUUCUUUUCACCUUCAUAAGUUUCCAUUGUUAUCCAAAAGUGGAAUGUUGGAAAACCUUAUUGGAGAAUUUUCUAGAAGAGAAGACAACCAUUGUAUCUUACAACUAAAUGAUUUGCCUGGUGGAGCCAAAGCUUUCCUAUUAAUAGCCAAAUUCUGUUAUGGUGUGAAAGUAGAACUCAAUGCAUCAAACAUUGUUAUAGUAAGAUGUGCAGCCGAAUAUCUUCAAAUGACAGAAGAUUAUGGAGAAGGGAACCUCAUUUCUCAAACCGAAAACUUUCUAAAUGAGAUCUUUGGCCAUUGGACAGACUCACUUAAAGUGCUUCUAAGUUGUGAAGAGGUUUUCUCACAAGCUGAAGAGCUUCACAUUGUGUCAAGAUGCAUAAACUCGUUGGCCACUAAAGCUUGCGCGGUUAAUCCAAGCUUGUUUAGUUGGCCAGUCUCGAGUGGAGGAGGGCUGAGUUCAGUACAGAGUCCAGAAAGUGGUAUUUUUUGGAAUGGAAUAAGUAGUAAUAAAACUAAACAAAAUCCAAGUGGUGAAGAUUGGUGGUAUGAAGAUGUGUCCUUUCUAAGAUUACAUUUAUACAAACGUUUCAUUCUUGCUAUUGAAUCAAGAGGAAUGAAACCUGAGAAGAUUUCAGGGUCAUUAAUUCAUUACACAAAGAAACAUCUUUGUUUAUUAGGUAGGGAAUCAAGUCUUAGAAAUGGUAACAAUAAUGUAGCUUCUGUCUCAACAAUUUCAUCACCACCUGAUUCAGAUCAGAGGAAUCUCCUUGAAGAGAUAGUUGGAUUAUUACCUUACCAAAAGGGUGUCACUCCAACUAAUUUCCUUCUUAGACUACUUAGAACAUCUAUGAUUUUGAAUGCUAAUGCUUCGUGUCGCGAAAAUUUGGAAAAACGAAUAGGGGUGCAGUUGGAUCAGGUUGUUCUUGAAGAUCUUUUGAUACCAAGUAUGGGGUACUCAAUGGAGACACUUUAUGACAUUGAUUGUGUUCAAAGGAUUCUUGAUCAUUUCAUGGUAAUGGAACAUGAGACAAGUGAGAGUAGUUCGAAUUCGGUUGUGGUAGAUGAAGAAGGGCAAAUGGUUGGAGCUAAUAAUGGUGGUUCUCAUUCACUAACUCCUAUUACUAUGGUAGCUAAUCUCAUUGAUGGUUUUCUUGCUGAGGUUGCUCCUGAUGCUAAUCUUAAGUUGAUGAAAUUUCAGUCAUUGGCUGCUGUUAUUCCUGAAUAUGCUAGGCCUUUAGAUGAUGGGAUUUACCGUGCUAUUGAUAUUUACCUCAAGGCUCAUCCUUGGCUAACUGACUCUGAGAGGGAACAAAUUUGCAGGCUUAUGAAUUGCCAAAAGCUCUCAUUAGAAGCGAGCACACACGUAGCGCAGAACGAAAGGCUACCGCUGCGAGUUAUAGUCCAAGUUCUAUUUUUCGAGCAACUUAGGCUUCGAACCUCGGUUGCUGGAUGGUUCUUUGUCUCUGACAGUCUUGACAAUGUGCAAAAUCAAAGUGGGAAUCUUGCACUUGCCCGAACCGCAGCAUCAAAUCGCGGUGCAACGGGCAUAGGCGCAAGCACAAGUGCACAAGGUCAAGUUGGUGUGGUUGAUGACAUGAGGGACAGAGUUUCUGAGCUAGAGAAAGAGUGUUUGGGCAUGAAAGAAGAGCUUGAAAAGUUGGUUAAGAAUAAAGGGAGCUGGAAUAUGAUAUUUAGAAAGCUUGGAUUUAGAUCAAAGUAGUAUUAUUAUUAUUAUUAAUAGUUCUAUGAUGGAGUUGAAGGUUAAGAAUAAAAUAUGCAAAAGAAAAGAGAUAUAAAGUUGAAAAAAGAAAUCAUAUUUUUUUUGGGGUAUUUGAAUUAGCUUUUGGAAGGUUAAUUAUUUUUGGUUUAGUCAA
This is a messenger RNA of Cannabis sativa, 2081 nucleotides long. RefSeq names its product BTB/POZ domain-containing protein At5g03250. Gene Ontology annotation, molecular function: protein binding. The coding region runs from base 92 to 1927 and encodes 611 amino acids. The record is from RefSeq and is a predicted model, not a curated record. The transcript is spliced from 4 exons. NCBI's taxonomy places the organism in Eukaryota, Viridiplantae, Streptophyta, Magnoliopsida, Rosales, Cannabaceae.